Messenger RNA from Erythranthe guttata (spotted monkey flower), 2640 nucleotides. RefSeq names its product centromere/kinetochore protein, putative (ZW10) (gene ATZW10). Gene Ontology annotation, biological process: mitotic spindle assembly checkpoint signaling; endoplasmic reticulum to Golgi vesicle-mediated transport; mitotic cell cycle. NCBI's taxonomy places the organism in Eukaryota, Viridiplantae, Streptophyta, Magnoliopsida, Lamiales, Phrymaceae. Gene Ontology annotation, cellular component: RZZ complex; nucleus; chromosome, centromeric region. The record is from RefSeq and is a predicted model, not a curated record.
UUUUCAAACGUGGGUUCUCCUAAAAUCACUCCAGUGCAUAUACAGUGGUGGACUCAUGGACGUUCUCUUCGACACGAUCAACGUCCAAGAUCUUCUCUCUUCGUCGGAAUCCCCUUCUUCCCCGUUGUCGGCGCCGGAUCUCCGCCUCCUCAUCUCCCGCCUCGACGCCCACUCCCUCCGAAUCAAAUCCACCGUCCAAUCCUACCUCCUCUCCCACCACGCCGACUUCUCCUCUCUCUUCUCUCAGUGCUCCGACGUCGUUUCCAAGUCCGACCACCUCUCCGGCGACAUCGUAUCCCUUCUGAAUCUCAUUUCCGAUCAGCCAAUCGAGGCUGAUGUCGAGAGGAUCAUUCGAGAGAUUGUUGACAAGAGGCGCGAGGCCAGGGAGAAAAAGGAAAUCCUGGAUUUUGUUGGGGUUGUUUUGGAAUUAGAUAGGAAGUUUGGGGUGGUUAGGGAUGAUAUGAAAAAUGGGAGAGUGGUGGAGGCGGCGGAGGGGCUGAGGGAGCUCAAGGAAGCAGUUGGAUUGAAGGGCAAUUCCGAUGCUGAAUCGGCGGUUGAAGGCGAUCCGGCGGUGUAUGGUAUUCUGAAAAAGCAGUGGACUGACUGUUUUGAUGAGAUUCAAGAUUUUCUCUUGAGGUGUAUGGAGAGUGCUGUGCAGUUUGAGGAAGAAGGUAAUGCAGUUCAUGUAAAGCACGAGUUGAGUAUCGACGGAAUUGAUGGGCUAGAGCUCUACACGGUUUUGCAAGCCCUGAAUGUCGCUGACAUCCUCGACUAUGGGCUUGGGAAAGUUGCAGAUAUGAUUACUAAAUACGCUCUUACUCCAAUAAUCACUUGUAGCGCAACUCCUUCAUUUACAGAAGAAAUGAAUCAUGAAUCGGGGCAUGUCUCAGAGGCAGUUCUUAAAAUGGUUCCAUCUGUUGAUCCUAAGGGUAGCAAAGUGGAUGGUGAAAUUAUGUACUCUUACAUUGUCCAGAUCAUUGAAUUUGUCAACAAAUUCUUGUGCUUUCGCGAUGGUUCCUGGAUGUGCUGUUUUGGAAGAUUAACUUGGUCAAGGAUGUCAGAUAUGAUAAUUUCAAAUUUCCUCUCUAAGGUUGUACCGGAUGAUGCUUCCAAACUGGCCGAGUUUCAGGAGAUCAGGAAACUCACUAUUGACUUUGAGACGGCCUUAAGGGAACUUAUGUUCAUAUCUCCAUCUGACGGCAAGGAUGAAAAACUGAGCAAAUUUGCCGACAAUGUUGAGGUGCACUUUGCAUCAAGAAAGAAAAUCCAGAUUUUGGCUAAGGCCAGAAGUUUGCUUCUACAAUGUAAUUUCAGCCUUCCUCAAGACUAUAUUACAAAAAAAUCGGGGAUAAAUAAGGAAGAGCACGCCGAAAAUAUCGCUAAUCAUGUUGUUUUGCUGUUCUCAUCCGAGAAAUGUGUGGUGUCUGAAGCAGCCAGACAACUUAUGGAGCUUGUGCAUCAAACACUUACGGAUGUGUGCCUGUUACCUCCAAAAGUGGGGUUGGAAUUCUAUCACACUGCCAGAAAUGCUCUAGUUCUUUACGAAGCUAUCAUACCCGUGAAGCUUCAAAGGCAGCUUGAUUCCAUAAACCAGGCUGCUGUUCUGAUUCAUAACGACUGUCUUUACCUGUCUCAGGAGAUUCUCGGGCUCGCAUUUGAGUAUCGCCCAUACUUUCCGAGUUCUGUGAAGGAACUGGCUGUAUUUGUUGAUUUGGCUCCAAGGUUUCAACUCAUGGCUGAAGAAGUCUUGCAACGACAAGUUCAGCUUGUUAUAUAUAACUUGAAUCAGGCUAUUGAUGGAGCAUACGGGUUUCAAAAUACCCACCAGAUGAAACAAUUCGAAUCUGCCAAGUUUUGUAUCGACCAGGUUGCAUUCAUAGUCGAGAAAGUACACAUCAUCUGGGAGCCUCUAUUACUUCCUUCAGUCUAUGAGCAGAGCAUGACUAUGAUUUUAGAGGUUGUAUUUUCAAGAAUUGCUAAAGAAAUACUUCUCCUAGAUGAUAUGGCGGCUGAAGAAACAAUGCAGCUUCAGAGACUGAUCCAAUUGUUGUUUGAGCAUCUCUCAUCUUUACUGGAGCCCCUGUUGGCUGUUGACUUGAGUGGAACGGCACAAGAGUCCGUAGAGGAAAGGGAAUAUUUUAUAUUAUCCAUUCGGAAGUUGAGAAAAUUGGCUGAACUUUUGGACAUGCCUUUGAAGUUGAUUACUGCUGCCUGGGAGAGUGGUGAACUUGCUGAUUGUAAUUUCACACCAUCAGAGGUGGAAGAUUUUAUUAGGGCCAUCUUCACAGAUUCACCUCUGAGAAAAGAGUGCUUGUUCAGAAUAGAAAAUUCGAACAUGAGAUAAAAAAGGAAAAAAAGUAAAACGAAAACGUGAGAUAGGAGAUUGAAGAGAUUCACUUUCAAGAAUUGCGUGGGGAUCAAGUAGAGAAAGUAGCAUCAGUUUUAGCAUGAAGGAAUUUUUGUAUCUUUACUUUUUUCUGAAGUAAUUUAUUAAUAGUAAAUUAUGGUAAAAAUAUAUUUUCGAGGAUGUUAGGUUGUCUAUAGGAUAGAAGAUAUCGACUUUUACUCAGGAAACAGUUUCUUGGAAAGAAUAAUAAUCUUUGAUAUGCCUUUUCCUUACUGAUUCCGGUUAGUUUCUUA